Budorcas taxicolor (takin) is the source of this 4302-nucleotide messenger RNA. RefSeq names its product glucosamine (N-acetyl)-6-sulfatase (gene GNS). The record is from RefSeq and is a predicted model, not a curated record. Bases 125 to 1804 code for a protein of 559 amino acids. The transcript has 14 exons. Gene Ontology annotation, molecular function: N-acetylglucosamine-6-sulfatase activity; glycosaminoglycan binding. Lineage: Eukaryota; Metazoa; Chordata; Mammalia; Artiodactyla; Bovidae. Gene Ontology annotation, biological process: glycosaminoglycan metabolic process.
GCCCGGGAGAAAACGCCUGACCUGAGCUCCUGCCCCCUACUGUACACCCUUAGCUUCCAGUUGCUCGUCAGUCAUCCGCACGUCUCUACACUCCGCCCGGGGUCCCCCCGGAGCCCUGUCUGCCAUGCGGUUCCUGUCUCUGGCCCCAGAGAGGCCCCGGCGAGGCGGCCCCCGCCACCUGCCCUUCGGCAGCCCAGCGCCACCGCCGCCGCCGCCGCUGCUUCUGCUGCUGCUGCUAGGUGGUUGCCUGGGGGUCUCCGGGGCGGCGAAGGGCUCUCGGAGGCCCAAUGUGGUGCUGGUUCUCGCUGAUGACCAGGACGAAGUGCUCGGCGGCAUGACACCACUGAAGAAAACCAAGGCUCUCAUUGGAGAAAUGGGAAUGACUUUCUCCAGUGCUUAUGUGCCAAGUGCUCUCUGCUGCCCGAGCCGAGCCAGCAUCCUGACAGGGAAGUACCCACACAAUCAUCACGUGGUUAACAACACUCUGGAGGGAAACUGCAGUAGCAAGUCUUGGCAGAAGAUCCAGGAACCGAAUACUUUCCCAGCAAUUCUCAGAUCAAUGUGUGGUUAUCAGACCUUUUUUGCAGGGAAAUACUUAAAUGAGUAUGGAGCCCCAGAUGCAGGUGGACUCGGACAUGUCCCUCUGGGCUGGAGUUACUGGUAUGCGUUGGAAAAGAAUUCUAAAUAUUACAACUACACUCUCUCUAUCAACGGGAAGGCACGGAAGCAUGGUGAGAACUACAGUGUGGACUACCUGACAGACGUCUUGGCCAAUGUCUCCUUGGACUUCCUGGACUACAAGUCCAACUCUGAGCCAUUCUUCAUGAUGAUCUCCACCCCAGCGCCCCAUUCGCCAUGGACAGCUGCACCUCAGUACCAGAACGCCUUCCAGAACAUCUUUGCACCGAGAAACAAGAACUUCAACAUCCAUGGAACGAACAAGCACUGGUUAAUUCGGCAAGCCAAGACCCCAAUGACUAAUUCUUCAAUACAGUUUUUAGAUAAUGCAUUUAGGAAAAGGUGGCAGACUCUGCUCUCAGUGGAUGACCUUGUGGAGAAGCUGGUCAAGCGAUUGGAGUUCAAUGGGGAGCUCAACAACACCUACAUCUUUUAUACCUCAGACAACGGCUAUCACACAGGACAGUUUUCUUUGCCAAUAGACAAAAGACAGCUGUAUGAAUUUGAUAUCAAAGUUCCACUAUUGGUUCGAGGGCCUGGGAUCAAACCAAAUCAGACAAGCAAGAUGCUCGUUGCUAACAUUGACUUGGGCCCUACUAUUUUGGACAUUGCGGGCUAUAGCCUGAAUAAGACCCAGAUGGAUGGGAUGUCUUUUUUGCCCAUUUUGAAAGGGGCCAGUAAUCUCACUUGGCGAUCAGACGUCCUGGUGGAAUAUCAAGGAGAAGGCCGCAACGUCACCGACCCCACGUGUCCUUCCCUGAGUCCUGGAGUGUCUCAAUGUUUCCCUGACUGUGUGUGUGAAGAUGCAUAUAAUAACACCUAUGCCUGUGUGAGGACCAUGUCAGAACUGUGGAACUUACAAUAUUGCGAGUUUGAUGACCAGGAGGUGUUCGUAGAAGUCUAUAACCUGACUGCAGACCCACACCAACUCAAUAACAUUGCUAAAAGCAUAGACCCAGAGCUUCUGGGAAAGAUGAACUAUCGGCUGAUGAUGUUACAGUCCUGCUCUGGACCAACCUGCCGCACUCCAGGGGUCUUUGACCCCGGGUAUAGGUUUGACCCUCGUCUCAUGUUCAGCAAUCAUGACAGCGUCAGGACACGAAGAUUCUCAAAACACCUUCUGUAGCACCUGUGCGGUUGGAUCUCUGCUCACCUCUUUCUGAUGAAGUGAUUGGAGUAGGUGUCUGUAGCUAGUCUUCAAGACCACGCCUGGAAGGGUUUCUGGACUGGCUUUAAGUCCUGUUUGAAAAAGCAACCCAAUCAGCUGACUUCCUUGUGCAAUGUGUUAAACUGUGAACUCUGCCUGUGUGUCAGGAGUGGCUGUCCCUGGUCCCUUUAUUUAGCUGAUGACAAUACUCCUGAGAUCUUUGUUCUCACCAAACCCUUUUUGUCCUGCGGCCACAGUUUUUAAUUAGUCCCCAUGUGAUCUGGACUUAAAAAUCCAUUCAGAUAAAUGGCACUGCUUUGCUGGGGGUGGGAAAUGUUUUUGGUAUCCAGCUUGACCUAAAAUCAGAGGACCUGCAUAGCAUUCCAGAUUAAGCACUUCACUAUCAAAAAUACCAAUAUCACAUGGCUUGAAGAACCACCAUCAGAGCUGAACCACCUGAUUAAAGACAAAAACCAUUGGUUUUAGAUAGUAAAAAUACACUUUUUAUAAUAACCAUCACAAUGUGAUAAGGUCACAAAUUCAAAACUUAUCAACCAAGCUCUGUUCAUUUUUGGGAAUUCUGGGCUUGUGCUUCAUUGAAAUAGAACAAUAGCAAGCUUUUGGUACAGGCUAAUUCUAAGUAGUUACUGAAGGUGAUAGACAUCUACUUGCCAGUGACUGCUCACAUAGUGAGCCAGUUAACACCAGGGCUGUUGAGGGAAUUUCACCCCUCUAAGAUCUGAAAGAUAAAGUGGGUUAAGUAUUUCAGCAGAGAAGGACUUCCAAGGGUUGGUGAAGGUUGUGUUUUCUGAGGGCCUCCUGUAGGUAGGGCUCUCGGGUUGAUGAAAGGCCAUAAAUUAGGUAUAGUAAGUGCCUGCCCAGCAAGGAGCCUGGGUUCCAGGCCCACAAGUGAAGUUGUGACACUCCCUCUGCAUUUUGCUGACAUUCUGUUAUAAAAGAUGUAAGAAUUUUAGAGUUGAUGUAAAGUACCAACUACUUAGCUUCUUCCCUUUCAGCUAACUUCCUGAGUUUUUGGAGUCUGGUGCAAUUUGGGCCUUGUUUACUAUUUCUCUGUCAAAAUCAGAUUUUUUUGACGUUUCGUCACUGUUUAGAACACCUAUAUUUCUGUCUCUUGGCUCAAAGACUAAUCCCCAUUAUGUUGUCUUCACAAGAAGGCUAGUUGAUGGUGGGGCAGCAGGUAAGAAGAGGAACUGUGGUUUAUAAUCUGUCCAACUCAGGCAGUUGUGAUUUUAGCUUUAUGUAAGGUCCUAGGUUGAGCUUUAAGCACUUUGUAACACAUGGCCAUAAUAAGUAACUUUCUAUCACAAUCCCAGAUUGCCAUGUUGGGUUAAUAGCCAUUAGGUUUAUUCCUUUACACAAUCCCAGUAACUAUGGUGGUAUUUAGAGGUGAAAUGGGCAAGAGAAAUGAAUACUUCUGUUUGAACUGUUUUAGAAAAAGAAAUUCUAACAGUUUUGUAACUAAAAGCAAACUACAAUGUUGAGUAUGGGUAUCAGCUUUAUUCUAUGAUUCUUAACAUUAAUCAGUCAGUUUCCAGAUUAAUGAAAGCUGACCAGUUAUUCCCGAAUAAAAAGAAACUAGCUCUUACGAGGUCUUGUACUGUGAUGUGGUAUUGUUCAGCUUUAUGAUGCUGCUUCCUGAAAGCAGAUGAGGUCGUGAGAGUAACUCAGAUCAACUAGCUGCUCUUUCAUGCAGCAGAUUUGGGCUUGGGUUGGUAGGGGGACGGACUGAAGCCCUCUUUGUACCUCUCAUUGUUAAAUGGUCUAAUUUUUUUCUCUUGGACUGGCUUCAUUCUCUGGAUCUAUGCUAAAAUCAUCUUUCAUAAAGAAGCCUCAGUUUAUAGACUAACAGACCACAAAAUGCACUGAAAUUCUUCAGACUAUGUAUAAGGGCCUCACUGUAGGAGGCUUGCCUUUUUUCUCUCACUUUUACUGACUGGAGGUUUAUUUUCCCUUUUAAGAAGACCAGGUGCCCUUCAGAAUAGAGAACUGUAACUAUUAGGAAUGAACAGAGAUCUUGGGGAUGAAUAAAGAUUUUGCCUUAUAAGACUUCCUAUCACAAAGCUCUCCCGCAAAUACAGUAACAUUCCCUGCAACUUUGAAUUUGACCAGCGGUGCUAUUUCUAAAUGUUUUAAUUAACAACACUAGGGUAGUCUGCCAACUGUUCUUAAAUUUAAGUGUCUAAGGAUUAGUAUUUGAACAGAAGAAGAUAAAUUGUCCCAGGAUCCUUAUUAAGAGACAGCAAAGGGGUGUUUAAACUGGUCCACCACCAGUGGAACUAGGUGGGCUUUCGUUUCACCACCACUUAGGUCCCACUGAAUUUGUGAAUUUCUGUGUUUGCCUCAUCUGUUCCUGGAAGUUCUCCUGGCUCUGUGUCAUCUCAGUCAUUUGACUUAGAAAGUGCCCUUCGAAGGACCCUGUUCACUGCUGCACUUUUCAAUGAAUUAAAAUUUAUUUC